Yamadazyma jaroonii is the source of this 2055-nucleotide messenger RNA. The record is from the annotation of a GenBank genome assembly. Lineage: Eukaryota; Fungi; Ascomycota; Pichiomycetes; Serinales; Debaryomycetaceae.
AUGUCAGAGGUUACUGGUAGAGUUUUCAGCCAAAGUGUUGGAUAUGGUAUAAUCGUAGGAGUGGGAUUUGCCUUUGCGGUAUUAAUGGUGGGAAUCACAAAAUUAUUAACGAAAUAUUUUAACGAAAAUCAAGAUAGUGAAAUGUUGUUGACAGCUAAAAGAUCGAUUAAGACAGGUCUUGUGGCAUCUGCAGUGGUCAGUUCUUGGACGAUUGGGCUGACUUUAUUACUUUCUUGUACUGCAAGUUAUAGUUGGGGAUUGAGUGGGGCAUGGUGGUAUGGAGGAGGGGCAUGUGUGCAGAUCAUUAUCUUCUCAACCUUGGCUUUGGAAAUGAAGAAGAAAGCUCCAAAUUGUCAUACUUACCAAGAAAUUGUCAGCACUAGAUAUGGAGCCCCAACACAUAUUGUUGCUGUGAUUUAUUCUUUAAUUCAAAUGGUUUGUUAUACCACCAAUUUAUUAAUCAAUGGUAGUUCCAUCUUCGCAGCCAUUACUGGGGUUAAUAGAGAUGCGGCAAUUGUUUUAUUCCCCAUUGGGGUUAUUAUCUAUACUUUAUUAGGUGGUAUUAAAGCUACAUUCUUAACUGAUUGGACCCACACAGUUAUUAUUUAUUCAUUAUUAUUGACAUUCAUGUUCAAUUGUUAUGCCACCAAUAGUGAUAUUGGAUCUCCCGAUAAAUUAUACGAUUUAUUAGUGGAGGCUGCUAAUAUCAGACCAAUUGCUGGAAAUGAAGGAGGCUCUCUUGUUACCUUUGCUUCAGUCCAAGGUGGAUUAUUCGGGUUAGUUUUAUUAGGUGCUGGUUUCGCCGCUGCUUGUGACCUGCAGUUGUUUCAAAAAGCUAUUGCUGCUGAUCACAAAACUUUAACCUGGGGUUAUAUUUUAGGGGGAAUUGCUUGGUUUUCUUUACCUUUCUGUUUAUCAACAACUUUAGGAUUAGCUGCUGCUGGGUUAGAAAACCGGUCUGUUUUCCCAACAUAUCCUGAUCCUAUGACAGCCGAACAAGUCGGUGCAGGUUUAGUUAUGCCAUUUGCUGCUGAAGCUUUGAUGGGUAAGAGUGGUGUGGCCAUGGUGUUAAUUAUGGUGUUCAUGGCUGUAACAGCUGCUUUCUCAUCAGAAACCAUCGCUAUCAGUGCCAUGGUAACCCAUGAUUUAUAUAAAAGAUACGUCGAUCCAAAUGCCACUGGUAAAAAAUUGGUUUGGGUUGCUGAUAUUACUGUAAUCGCUUUUGGUGUUGUUUGUGUAGCUUUAGGUAUUGGUUUAGCUCAUGCUGGAUUUGAAGUUUCUUUCAUUACCACUGCUUCUGGUAUCAUUGUUAACGUAAAUGUUUUAGCCAUUAUAUUUACAUUAUUCUGGAAGAAAUUUUCUGCUGCUGCUUAUAUCUUUGGUACUAUCUUAUCAACUUUAAUUGCCUUUGCUGUUUGGUUUGGUUACACUGUUUCACAAUCAGGUUAUAUCUCAUUAGCUACAUUAUCUACCAAUGAAGCUUUAGCAGCUGGUAACACAGUUGCCGUGGGGGUUCCUAUUCUUUUAAUGCCUAUAAUCACAUGGCUCAAGCCUGCCAAUUUCGAUUGGGAUGUUUGGUUGGAAAUUAAACAAGAUGAUAAUACCGAUUUCGAUAAAGCUCAUGGUUUGACUAAUGUUUUAUCUAGAGAUGAAGCUACCAAACUUGUUCUUGAUGAAAGAAUCAAGUAUGAUAAAGAAUUAAGAAAACAAUCUAAAAUUGGUUUUGGUUUCACCGUAUUGUUUGUGUUAUUUUUCUUAAUCCUUUUCCCUAUACCAUUAUAUGCAACUAAUUAUAUUUUCACCAAAACAUUCUUUAGAGGUUAUAUUGUAGUGAUGUUCAUUUGGGGUUUUAUAGCUGCUGGUAUUAUCAUUUUAUUACCAAUGUAUGAAGGUAAAGAUGCAAUGAUUAGAUUGUUUAAUCUUGCUAUUCUUAAGAAAGGUGAAAAACCUGCUGGUGAUAUUUAUUUCGUCAGAUCAUUGGAUGCUGUUCUUAAAGAAGAUCUGGCCGAUCUGACUAAUAAAGAGCCUCACAAAGUCACGGUAGAAAAAGCUUAG